Messenger RNA from Ctenocephalides felis (cat flea), 588 nucleotides. RefSeq lists its product as uncharacterized. The record is from RefSeq and is a predicted model, not a curated record. NCBI's taxonomy places the organism in Eukaryota, Metazoa, Arthropoda, Insecta, Siphonaptera, Pulicidae. The coding region runs from base 33 to 506 and encodes 157 amino acids. The transcript is spliced from 2 exons.
AUUGUGCAUGAGGUUUUUCAAAAUUGUAUAAAAUGAAGAAUAAAAUGUUAUAUUUUAUUUUCAUUUUGGUGGUGCUUGUGCCAAACCGUCUUGGAUUUGUGCAAACAUACCCAAUGCAAGAAUUAUAUAACAAAUCUUUAAAAGAUUUAUCACAAUCAGCAAGUGAUGAAAAAAUAUCAAACAUCUCUGACAUGGCAAUGGAAGUUGAAAAAGAACCAAACAUUAUUCCAAUAGAACCAUUAUCCAGAAUUAAUUUACGUUUAAAGAAUUAUGAAAUGUUUGCUAAUAGGGCGAAAAGGUUUACAAGUGCGGCAUUUAUGAAUAUGCCAGGCGGUGGUUUUGAUAAAAGAAAUGCUAUUCAUGAUGCUUUAGCAGAUAAGAAGACAUUAGAGUUUUUAGGAGCUACAAUUGGAGGUGCUGUAGCUGGUGCUACAGGUGGUCCAGCCGGAAUCGGUGUUGGUGCAGCUGGAGGUGCCAUCGGUUAUGGAAUUAGUAACCUGGGUUGAGAAAAAGAAUUAUUCAACAUGCACAAAAACCAGCAUAUUAUUUAAAACUGGUAAAAUCUUAUGCAAAUUGAAGUUUCUUUAU